AAGCCAACUUGACACCUGAAGAUGCACAAGAAGCCGCUUCCUCCGACGGUGUCUGCGGCCAUUUCGGCACUGAGGAGCGCUGAUACGUUGUUGUGUGGUCUUGGUGUGGCCAGACAAAGGCCACUCCACUCCUCCUGCCCCAGUCGUGUCUUCGUUCCGAACGGCGAAGAUCGAUCGGUGGCAGGGCAGGGCACGGCAUUGCAUUGCGGCGGCCAUGGCCGAUCCGUACCAGCAGCCGCCGCCACCACAGCGCCCCAGCCCCAGGCUGAGGCCGGCCAUCGAGGUGGAGGACUUCAUCAACCUCCUCCACGGCUCCGAUCCAGUCCGCGUCGAGCUCACACGCCUCGAGAACGAGCUCCAGUAUAAGGAGAAGGAGCUCGGCGAGGCGCAGGCGGAGAUCAAGGCUCUGCGACUGUCCGACCGCGCGCGCGAGAAGGCCGUCCAGGAUCUUACGGAAGAAUUGACAAAGGUGGAUGGGAAGCUGAAGCUUACAGAGUCUCUCCUUGAAAGCAAAAACCUCGAAGCAAAGAAGAUCAAUGAUGAAAAGAAAGCAGCACUUGCCGCACAGUUUGCAGCAGAGGCUACACUACGAAGGGUACAUGCUGCUCAGAAGGAUGAUGACAUGCCUCCUAUCGAGGCCAUUCUUGCACCACUGGAAGCUGAGCUCAAACUGGCUCAUCAAGAGAUUGUAAAAUUACAAGAUGAUAACAGGGCAUUAGAUCGUCUUACAAAGUCUAAGGAAGCAGCUCUGCUUGAAGCAGAAAGGACAGUUCAGAUGGCAUUGGCAAAAGCUUCCUUGGUGGAUGAUUUGCAAAACAAAAACCAAGAAUUGAUGAAACAGAUCGAGAUAUGUCAGGAAGAGAAUAAAAUCUUGGAUAAAAUGCACCGCCAGAAAGUUGCUGAGGUUGAAAAGCUCACACAGACUGUCAGAGAGCUUGAAGAAGCUGUUCUUGCUGGUGGCGCAGCUGCAAACGCUGUGCGAGACUAUCAGCGGAAAGUUCAGGAGAUGAAUGAGGAAAUGAAAACCCUUGACCGUGAGCUAGCUCGUGCAAAGGUUUCAGCAAAUAGGGUUGCAGUUGUGGUGGCAAAUGAGUGGAAAGACGGCAAUGAUAAAGUAAUGCCUGUUAAACAAUGGCUUGAAGAACGAAGGAUUCUGCAAGGAAGAAUGCAGCAACUUCAGGACAAGCUUCGGGACAAGCUUGCUAUAGCUGAACGGGCUGCAAGAUCAGAAGCUCAACUGAAAGAUAAGUUCCAUCUACGGCUUAAAGUACUUGAGGAAGGAUUAAGAAUGUCUACAUCCCAAACCAACGUCAGUGCCGCACGGCGCCAGUCUGUUGGUGGUGCUGAUAGUCUAUCUAAGACCAAUGGCUUUCUGUCGAAGCGUCCUUCAUUCCAGAUGAGAUCCUCAGUAUCUACCACAACAACUCUAGUUAACCAUGCCAAAGGGGCAUCCAAGUCGUUCGAUGGAGGCUGUAGAUCACUUGAACGCUAUAAGGGCCUUGUAAAUGGGAACGGUAUGAACAUAUCUACCGAUUCCAGCGAAGAUAAGGAGUCAAACAACUCAGAUGAGAAGCCUGGUGAAUUUCCAUCCGCUGAGUCAGAGGACACGGUGUCAGGUGUGCUAUAUGAUAUGUUGCAAAAGGAGGUCAUUGCUCUAAGGAAAGCAUGCCAUGAAAAGGAUCAAAGCCUGAAAGACAAGGAUGAUGCAAUUGAGAUGUUGGCAAAGAAAGUAGAUACUUUGACAAAGGCGAUGGAGUCAGAGGCCAAGAAAACGAGGCGCGAGGUAGCUGCUGUGGAAAAGGAGUUGGCAGCUAUGCGCUUGGAGAAAGAGCAGGAUAGCAAAGCGAAAAGGUUUGGUAGUUCAAGUGGUCCUGCCAACAGUUUGCAGCUCCCACCUGGCGGGACUUUACCUCGGAGCGGUUCAGCACGCAACAUGUGAUGCAAAAGGGAAACCGUGAAAGCAAAGACCUUAGGUGGGUGCUUGAGCAUCCUUCCUUCUCUAGUUGAAUCCUUGGAUUAGGGGUGGUGACAAGGACACUCUCCUGGAGAAGAUGGCAUUGCAGGACAGGAGAGGGGAGCCUACAUCUCGUGGGGAUCAACAGCUUGUGUGGAACCAGGCAAGCUAGUGGAAGGGUGUGCUCCAGCUAGUGUUUUGUUUUUAUGAGAUGAGAGCUGGUGGUGUUUACAGUUGUUUUUCUUUUUUUUGCAAUGAUCUUUGUUGGUGUUGUAUAGGCUUGGUGAGGCUUCAUAUUCUAUUUUUUUUAAUCCUGUUGGUCUCUGUUCUAUUGUAAAAUGUAUGUAACUAACCGAAGAGUUACUACUUAUAAUUUGUCUGAGAGUGUUUUUGCUC
This is a messenger RNA of Phragmites australis (common reed), 2350 nucleotides long. Its product is annotated as microtubule-associated protein 70-1-like. The transcript has 12 exons. Gene Ontology annotation, molecular function: microtubule binding. The coding region runs from base 215 to 1939 and encodes 574 amino acids. NCBI's taxonomy places the organism in Eukaryota, Viridiplantae, Streptophyta, Magnoliopsida, Poales, Poaceae. The record is from RefSeq and is a predicted model, not a curated record. Gene Ontology annotation, biological process: cytoskeleton organization.